Polyodon spathula (Mississippi paddlefish) is the source of this 1757-nucleotide messenger RNA. It is a transcript of the gene lpxn, whose product is annotated as leupaxin. The record is from RefSeq and is a predicted model, not a curated record. The coding region runs from base 447 to 1682 and encodes 411 amino acids. Lineage: Eukaryota; Metazoa; Chordata; Actinopteri; Acipenseriformes; Polyodontidae. The transcript is spliced from 10 exons.
GUUCUGAACUCCACUCUCUCGCUCUCUCUCUGCAGUUUUGCGACCAGUUCCUCUACAAGUCAUUUCGAAAGCCACAAACACACACACUGCAGCAGGAAACUGACAAACACACACACGCAUGACACAGCAGCAAACUCACUGUAUGAAAUGGACGAACUAGUCAUCACCUCAUCGCUCCAGCAUGUUAGCUAUUCAAGGCCUCUGUUCCUCCACACCUCAGCGCCGCUGUGACAUCACUUCCUGGGGAAGUGAAACACAGUUUCGCCCGAAGUCAGGAGGAGGCGGUUUCGGCCGCAGGCAGGAAGUGAGGCAACUGCUUCCUGUCAGCGGAAGUGGAGUCUGCAGAAGUCGGCAUAAUCUAUGCUUUGCUGGAGGAACUUGCCCAGAGCUCCCAGCAUGCACCUGAGCAGGGUGACGAUGAUGUCACAAACCCGUACGGGAGGCUGAUGGAGUGUGGAAGCAGAGAGAGGGAGCGAGAGAGGGAGGAGGAGGAGGAUGGAGAGCAGCCGAUUCAACCAGUAUACACCACCAGCAUCCCAGCGAAACCAGCUCAAGAGGACAGAGAGCAUCUCUACAGCGUGGUUCUGGAACCCAGGGAGGUCACUUCCGGGCUGCUCAGCCCAAACUCUGCGACCAGAGAACUUGAUGAUAUCAUGGGCAAGUUACUGAAGAUGGAUCUGGAGAUUCCCAGUGCCCCUGCAAACUGCCCUCCCGCUGUCUCAGAAAGACAGGAGAGAGAGAGAGGGAGAGAGAGAGAGAGAGAGAGGGAGGGAGAGAGAGGGAGAGAGAGAGAGGAGAAGAGAGGGAGAGGGAGCGAGAGAGCGGAGGAGGAAGAGGAGGGAGGGAAAGGGGCUCAGGCAGUGAAGAAGACGCCCCCCUCUCUCCCGGGGAAGACAGGCAGUUCGAUAGACGCCCUGCUCGGGGACCUGAGCUCCGACAUGGAGAAGAUGGGAGUCAGGACCUCAGCCAAGGGCCAGUGCGCUUCCUGCGGGAAAUGCAUCGUGGGAAAGGUGGUCACAGCGCUGGGGGUUCCCUGGCACCCAGAGCACUUUGUGUGUUUUCACUGCGGUGCUGAGUUGGCCUCGAUAGGAUUCUUCGAGCGAGACGGCCAGGCUUACUGUGACCACGACUACCACAACCUGUUCUCUCCUCGCUGUGCCUACUGCAACGGACCCAUCCUGCAGAAUAUCGUCUCAGCUCUAGGGAAGACGUGGCACCCGGAGCACUUCUUCUGUACCGAGUGUGGAGAGCCGUUCGGAGAGCAAGGUUUUCUUGAGAAGGAAGGGAAGCCGUACUGUCUCCCUGAUUUCUAUCGCCUCUUCGCUCCGAAGUGCUUCGGCUGCGACCAGCCAGUCAGGGAGAAAUACCUCUCUGCAGCCAAUCAACUGUGGCACCCAGAGUGCUUUGUGUGCACCGACUGCCUCUCUCCCUGCUCCGAUGGCUGUUUCUAUGAGAUAGACUCUCGCCCGCUCUGCCCCCUCCACUAUCACGCCCGGAAGGGCUUGCUGUGCGGGGGGUGCAGGGCUCCGAUAUCAGGGCGCUGUGUCUCGGCGAUGGGGAAGAGGUUUCACCCGGAGCAUUUCGUCUGCGCCUUCUGUUUGAAGCAGCUGAACCAGGGAGUCUUCAAGGAGCAGAACGAGAAACCUUACUGCGCUGGCUGUCAUGAGAAACUGUUUGUGUAGACAGAAGAGAGGAGAGGAGAGGAGAGGAGAUGAGAGAGAGGAGAGGGAAAGGAGAGAGAGAGAGAGAGAGAGAGA